UUGUUUUGAACUUGACUCUGGUCGCCAUCGUCAUCAUCUGUACGCACGGCGGCGACAGCAGCUCCCGGAUCGGCAGGGACGGGUCUCUAACCCACCGCUAUUCUCCCUCAAUGCGAAGAAAAAACCCUCACAGAGAGUAAAACACAUCCGCACUGAGUCCCUCUGGAACCCCCGAUGGAUUAAUCUGAUUUUUCUGCGAAAGUAGAGAAUGGGCUGUGUCCAAUGUAAGGAUAAAGAAGCAGCAAAACUGACGGAUGAGCGGGAGACCAGCCUCUCUCACAACUCGGGGUACCGCUAUGGCUCGGACCCCACGCCGCAGCACUACCCCAGCUUCGGGGUCACCACCAUCCCCAACUACAACAACUUCCACAGCGGCGCCUCGCAGGGCGUCACCGUGUUCGGAGGCGUCCACACGUCCUCGCAGUCCGGGACGCUGCGGUCCCGGGGAGGAACAGGGGUGACUCUGUUUGUGGCUCUUUAUGACUACGAGGCGAGGACCGAGGAUGACCUCAGCUUCAGGAAGGGGGAGCGGUUCCAGAUCCUCAACAGCACGGAGGGCGACUGGUGGGAGGCCCGUUCUCUCACUACUGGGGGAACUGGUUACAUUCCCAGUAACUACGUUGCUCCGGUGGACUCGAUCCAAGCUGAGGACUGGUAUUUUGGUAAAUUAGGUCGAAAGGACGCGGAGAGGCAGCUGCUGUCCAACGGCAACGCCAGAGGCACUUUCCUCAUCCGUGAGAGUGAAACAACCAAAGGGGCCUACUCUCUGUCCAUCCAGGACUGGGACGAUGUGAAGGGCGACCACGUCAAACACUAUAAGAUCCGUAAGCUGGACAGCGGAGGCUACUACAUCACCACCAGGGCCCAGUUUGAGACGCUGCAGCAGCUGGUGCAGCACUACUCUGCCAGGGCCGCGGGGCUGUGCUGCCGCCUCAUCGUCCCGUGCCACAAAGGCAUGCCCCGCCUCACCGACCUGUCCGUCAAAACCAAAGACGUGUGGGAGAUCCCGCGGGAGUCGCUGCAGCUCAUCAAACGUCUCGGCAACGGGCAGUUCGGAGAGGUCUGGAUGGGCACGUGGAACGGCACCACCAAGGUGGCGGUGAAGACCCUGAAGCCCGGCACCAUGUCCCCUGAGUCCUUCCUGGAGGAGGCUCAGAUCAUGAAGAAGCUCCGACACGACAAGCUGGUGCAGCUGUACGCCGUGGUGUCCGAAGAGCCCAUCUACAUCGUCACAGAGUACAUGAGCAAAGGGAGUUUGCUUGACUUCCUUAAAGAUGGAGAAGGACGAGGCCUCAAACUGCCGAACCUCGUGGACAUGGCAGCUCAGGUGGCAGCAGGCAUGGCGUACAUAGAGAGGAUGAACUACAUCCACAGAGACCUGCGCUCUGCCAACAUCCUGGUGGGAGACAGUCUGGUGUGUAAGAUCGCUGACUUCGGUCUGGCCCGGCUCAUCGAGGACAACGAGUACACAGCAAGACAAGGUGCAAAGUUCCCAAUAAAAUGGACGGCUCCGGAGGCCGCUCUCUACGGGAAGUUCACCAUCAAGUCAGACGUGUGGUCGUUCGGCAUCCUGCUGACGGAGCUGGUGACCAAGGGCAGAGUGCCCUAUCCAGGCAUGAACAACCGCGAGGUGCUGGAGCAGGUGGAGCGAGGCUACCGGAUGCCGUGCCCCCAGGACUGCCCCUCGUCCCUGCACGAGCUCAUGGUGCAGUGCUGGAAGAAGGACCCGGAGGAGCGGCCCACCUUCGAGUACCUGCAGGCCUUUUUGGAGGACUACUUCACUGCCACGGAGCCUCAGUACCAGCCGGGGGACAACCUCUGAGCUGCUGCUGCUGCUGCUGCUGUCAUCUCAUGUCAUCCCACCAGGGGGAGCCAGACUCCAGCGGCUCGCUCUCAUCUGUGGCUGUAACAACUCAAAGCUCAUUGACUUGACUUCUUCUUCUUCUUCUUCUUGACUUCCAAGCUUCACACAAACAGGGACGGCUGCUGUUUUCACAGCACACUGACUAUCAAAUCAGAGGAUGUUCUGGAGGAGGAGGAGGAGGAGGAGGAGGGGGGAGGUGACGAUGAUGAUGAUUGACAAGUUAAAAUGACUGCCAUGGAUGAAGGAGACGCGUUGUGUAACUUGUAUGUAGUGUAAAUAUAAAAUUGCUUGUUUACUUAUCUCUUUUUUUUUUUGGUUUCAUUUUAUAUUACUUUUGAUAUUUUGGAAAUGUGUGGAAUUUUUUUUUUUUUUUUUUUUCCUUUUUUUUUUUAAUCCGAGGUCAAAGUUUUGAGAUUUACGGCUCGUAGAAAAACAAACACGUGUGCGGCUCACAGUUGGUAACAAAUCGUGACAUAAUAAUUGUAGGAAUGGUAAUAAUAAUAAAUAGUUAAUAGAAAUGGUGGACCGAAGCGCCUCAGAAGUUUUUCUGGGAGUCCACUGAGCUUUUUUUACGAGGUGAAUAUAACGAUACUGCUCUCCUCUUCUCAAGGAACUUAGAUGUACUAUAACACCUGUUCUUGCCUUUUCAUGUUUAGUAAUAUUCUUAUAAUGUAAAGGAAUGCCUUCAUGCUUUCUACACACUAACUUAGUGCAUCAUGGACUCUUCCACCCAAAACUCCUGCACUAAUAUUAAGUGCAUUCAUCGCAUUUCAGCUUCAGCCAAUGAUUUGUAGAGCGGCUUAAAGUGACUUUUAGUUCAGCUUCUUGUAGUUGAGACGACUUCCUCUCCAACUGCAGCCAUUGUCGGGCUGACUGCUUAUUAUACUGGCAAUAUUUCAAAAAUGUAUGUUGCAUUAUUGUAUGGCAGCAGGCUGUGUUAAGAAAUCUUGUCUUUACGCAAACAAACAAACAAACAAACUGCCACUUACAUGACGGGAAUGAAGGAAGUGACCUGUGUUUGUCCCUCCAUAAUGUGUAUCUGGAAAUAACAUGUUGUUUACGAGACCAAACAUGUUUAUUUCACUGUGUUAUUUUGCUUAAACAUCUCAGCUAUGUGUCGUUAAGAUGACAUCAUUCUGUGAUUUUUUUUUUCCUUUUUCUUUUCCAGGGAAAUCUGCAGCUCUGUGACAUUUUUUAUCAUCCUCAAGUGUCAAACUUUUCCAGGACAAAACAUCGUUUCUGUGUCUAUUUAAGUUUCUGUAUCACUUUGUUCGCCCUGAUUCAGUAGAUAUACAGAACAUGUUUUGGGUCUCUGCAUUAUUUAUUGUCUUUGUCUGUUACUUGUACACAUCUGGUUUUGAAAUAAACAAUCUUGCCACCAUC
Molecule: messenger RNA, 3247 nt
Organism: Centropristis striata (black sea bass)
Lineage: Eukaryota; Metazoa; Chordata; Actinopteri; Perciformes; Serranidae
Gene: fyna
Product: FYN proto-oncogene, Src family tyrosine kinase a
Exons: 12
Coding region: 209-1822 (537 amino acids)
Biological process (GO): T cell receptor signaling pathway; protein phosphorylation; cell surface receptor protein tyrosine kinase signaling pathway
Cellular component (GO): extrinsic component of cytoplasmic side of plasma membrane
Molecular function (GO): ATP binding; signaling receptor binding; non-membrane spanning protein tyrosine kinase activity
Source: RefSeq, a predicted model, not a curated record